Messenger RNA from Paramecium sonneborni, 1249 nucleotides. The record is from the annotation of a GenBank genome assembly. Lineage: Eukaryota; Ciliophora; Oligohymenophorea; Peniculida; Parameciidae.
AUGUUAAAUUUGUUUUAUGGUUGUGAUGAAGUGUAUUCCUUCGAAAACAAAGAGGAAAUAUCUAAAACCUUAGACUUUGAUUAAUUUGGAUAAAUGAAAUUAGAUUUUAUUAAUAAAUGUAUUACUUAUAAAAUAGAUCGACGAAAAUUUAUUAGAUUAAGAGAUUUGAUAUUUUGGAUUGUAAUAAAUACAUUAUUAUUAUUCUUAAUAGGAAUCAGGCUUUGUUAUGAUUCAUUUAGGAUAAUUAUUGCAAUUAAUUAUUAACUUAUUACGAAAAGUACAAAUUAUGGAAUCUAAAGAAAUUGAACAUAAUUAUCUUAAUACUCAUAGAAUUUGGCUUUAAUUAACUCAAAAUAGUUAAUAUCCAAAUCUUAUUUAUUAAUUUUUAUAUUAUACUAUUCAUUUCACAGGAUACUAAUGUCCAUUUUAUGAAAAUUAAAUUAAACCAUCUAUGAAAGCUUCACAUUAAAUUAAUAAAAUUAUAAUAUUCAUUAUUAAUAGAUGUUAUAAUUCAAUUCACUUAAAAUGGACAAAUCUAUAAAAAAGAAAUGAAAUAUUUGAAGAAAUUUUACAACCAAUAAUUAAUUUAUGUAAAUCUAAUUCAACUUCUUUUGAAAUCAUUACAUUCAUUAAAGAAAUAUUAAUGAAAUAUAAUUAUUAAGAUGAUUAAAAAAAUAAAAUGGUUUAAUCAUUAUAAAUAGAUGAUAAUUACAAUGAUUAUUUUGGAUCUGAUAGAUAAGAAUUAAUACCAAAAAUAAAUAAAGAUUUAACUUCAAUGAUUGAAUUUGGAUCUUAAUAUGGAUAAAUUGUACUUGAAUUUUUAUUACAAAAUUAUAUUCCAAUUAUUACUCAACAUUUAUCAUCUAUAUCUAAAAUUAAAUUCGAUUAUAUGAUGAAAUGUUAAGAAUAACAUAAUAUUUUAUAAAAGAGAGAAUGCAAGCUUAAAUAACAAAUUAAUUAAUUAGUUUAAUAUCAAAUAAAAGAUAACUUAUAAGAAUAUGAAAAGAACUAUAAAUUUGAAAUUACCUAAUAAGAAAUGAAAUAACUGGAAAAAGACAUUAUUGAUUAAGUAUUUCAAUCUAAAUUUGUUUAAUAUUUUAACAAUACAUAUUGGUUACAUUCUAAUAAUCCAGAUAUUGAUGAUGCAAUUUAUGCCAUCAUUUCAAAAAAUAUAAUUGAACCUGUAUCAGAAAAAAUAGAAAAAUUAUUUAUGUAUAAGAUCAUGUUAUUAAUUGAUUAAGUUAUAUGA